Molecule: messenger RNA, 518 nt
Organism: Bufo gargarizans (Asiatic toad)
Lineage: Eukaryota; Metazoa; Chordata; Amphibia; Anura; Bufonidae
Product: histone H4 type VIII
Exons: 1
Coding region: 207-518 (103 amino acids)
Biological process (GO): nucleosome assembly
Cellular component (GO): nucleosome
Molecular function (GO): protein heterodimerization activity; structural constituent of chromatin; DNA binding
Source: RefSeq, a predicted model, not a curated record
CUGGUAAUACGGAGGCUGGAAAAUGAAAACCACCAGCACUUCUGAGCUCAGCCAAUCAGAGCGGGAGGGCGGGGCCUGGAGUUCAGGAACAGUCCCGCCCCCAGAUAUGCGACCUCUCCGUGCAGUUCUCCUCCAGGUCCGCCCAUGCUCCAUAUAAAGGAGGGCUCUGGGCUGAGCAGUCACUGCUUUCUGCUCACACCUAGAAGAUGUCUGGUCGCGGUAAAGGAGGGAAAGGGCUCGGGAAAGGCGGCGCCAAGCGGCACAGGAAGGUGCUCCGUGAUAACAUCCAGGGCAUCACCAAGCCUGCCAUCCGCCGUCUAGCUCGCAGGGGAGGCGUCAAGCGCAUCUCCGGCCUCAUCUAUGAGGAGACCCGCGGGGUGCUGAAAGUCUUCCUGGAGAACGUCAUCCGGGACGCCGUCACCUACACCGAGCACGCCAAGAGGAAGACCGUCACCGCCAUGGACGUGGUCUACGCGCUCAAGCGCCAGAGCCGCACUCUCUACGGCUUUGGGGGUUAA